Messenger RNA from Dendronephthya gigantea, 1709 nucleotides. RefSeq names its product ras-related protein Rap-2a-like. Gene Ontology annotation, molecular function: GTP binding; GTPase activity. The record is from RefSeq and is a predicted model, not a curated record. The coding region runs from base 473 to 1168 and encodes 231 amino acids. NCBI's taxonomy places the organism in Eukaryota, Metazoa, Cnidaria, Anthozoa, Malacalcyonacea, Nephtheidae. The transcript is spliced from 4 exons.
ACCUAAUCGCCAACAAUACGUCAAGAUUGAUAAAACACACCGUUAAUAAAUCACUUGUAUAUUACCAAAUCGGUAUUUCUUUUCAGGUCCUCGAUUAGAUAUAAACUUUCUAUUCCAUCCGGUCCUGAGCUUAUUUUCCUGAGUUCGAACCAACCGUAAAACUGCAUCGGUGGGUGAUUGUAAACUGUCUAGUGCUAAUCUCAAACGAUUUUUUUUAUCGCGGGCUGUGCUUUAAGAAGGUUAUAACGUACAAGCCAUAAAUGAUGUGAAUUUUUUGACGUGGGUUUUGACCUGGGAUGCGAAUUUUGAUUGUUAUCUUGGUUGGGUGAUAUUUAUUGCUGAAAAUCCCUCACGCAACCUGUCUGCAUGUGACGUGACGCCAGUCACUGUGUGGUACUGAAAGAAGGGAGUCGAUUUUAAUUAAAUGGUUUAAUUAGUGCCGCUUUAGUCCUUGAUAUUAUACAAAACAGCAAUGCAGCAAAGGAGCAUGUCUCAAAACCAUCUAACUCUGUCUGGCAAACGCGGUGCGAAAGGAAAAGUGCGACUCUCGAAAUCCGAUGUUGAUUUGAGACUUUCGAGUCUCAACACGCCAAAUACGUCGAAGCCACGAGUCCCUUUUCAAAAGGAAUAUAACCUCGUUCUUCUUGGCCAAGCGUCCGUUGGAAAAUCAGCAAUUUUAGUCAGAUUCUCGACUGGACGAUUUAUCCAUGAAUAUCAUCCAACAUUAGAGAUGACGUAUGAGAUGCUAGCAGAUAUUGAUGAAGAUACUGCUUUACUGCGUAUUUUUGAUACCGCUAACACGACAGAGCCAGUCCAUUUAACGGAAGGCCAAGGAUUCAUAGUGGUCUAUUCAGUAGACAACAGACUGAGUUUUGAAACGGCAAAGCAGUUGGUGAAAUUGACAAAGGAAUUUAAACGUCUGCGACGUGCGAGCCCGUCAGUCGUUCUGGUAGGAAACAAACUGGAUUUAGAACAUCUACGUGUGGUUUCCAAACGAGAAGGACGGAUAUUCGCGAUAAGAAAUGACUGUUCGUUUUUUGAAACUUCGGCAAUGGAUGAUGUAAAUAUUUGCACAACUUUUCACGAAGUUGUGCGUCAAAUCAGAGGUGGAAAGAAUCGAUCUUCAUUGAGCAGAAAACCUUCGUUUACAAAACUAUUUUCAAGAUAGGUUUCUCCGGUUAAAAAAAGAAAGUAUAUAUAAUAUAUAUACAGUAUUGAUAAAGCUGGAUUUGCACACUAGAGAAGUUUUGGGUCGGUUUAUCUGAACGGAACGGAAAAGUAAAGUUUAGAGAGGAAAAUUUUCAGAAUGCGUGUAAGAUUUUUCUCGGAACAGAAAUAUUUCCAAAUUGAAGAGAUUUUUCCCGUUCCUAGGAAAUCUUUCCGGUGGUGAAUGCAGCUUAACAUGUCCCGAACGUCAUAUCAGAUAAAACUAAAAAUCGUGAAUAUGCCAAAGGGUAUGCAACUGUAGUAACAAUGCAUAAAUUCAGCUGGUGACUUGCAUAACGCUUGUGGAAGACAAAGUGUAGGGUGAGAACUAAGGUGUUGCAUUGCAUUUUUUGUUUUAUAAGAAUGUUAAAUGAUCAGACAACAUCGAAAGACAAACUUGCUGAGCCAUCGGGCUAAUUCAGUGCAAGGUUGUUAAUGGUUGUAGCAAUAUUAUAUAUAUAUAUUUGCAAAAACGGCCGCAGAUAGAUAGAUAGAUAGAUACU